Messenger RNA from Gekko japonicus, 728 nucleotides. RefSeq names its product ribosomal protein L10a (gene RPL10A). Gene Ontology annotation, cellular component: large ribosomal subunit. The transcript has 6 exons. NCBI's taxonomy places the organism in Eukaryota, Metazoa, Chordata, Lepidosauria, Squamata, Gekkonidae. Bases 45 to 698 code for a protein of 217 amino acids. The record is from RefSeq and is a predicted model, not a curated record. Gene Ontology annotation, molecular function: RNA binding; structural constituent of ribosome. Gene Ontology annotation, biological process: translation.
CCGGAACUGAACUCUCUUUUUCCGGCGGCUGAAGAAAAGCCAUCAUGAGCAGCAAAGUUUCUCGUGACACUCUGUAUGAAGCAGUACGAGAGGUCCUUCAGGGAAGUCAGGCAAAACCACGCAAGUUCUUGGAAACUGUGGAGCUGCAGAUCAGUCUGAAAAACUAUGAUCCACAGAAGGACAAGCGUUUUUCUGGCACUGUCAGGCUCAAGUCUGCUCCCCGGCCUAAAUUCUCAAUCUGUUUGCUGGGGGACCAGCAGCACUGUGAUGAAGCCAAAGCAGUGGAUAUCCCUCACAUGGACAUAGAGGCUCUGAAGAAACUCAAUAAGAACAAGAAACUAGUGAAGAAACUGGCAAAGAAGUAUGAUGCUUUCCUGGCCUCAGAGUCCCUGAUUAAGCAGAUUCCUCGAAUCCUAGGACCGGGUCUGAACAAAGCUGGCAAGUUUCCUUCUCUUCUCACUCAUAAUGAGAACAUGGUGGCCAAAGUUGAUGAGGUCAAGUCCACUAUCAAGUUUCAAAUGAAGAAGGUGCUAUGCCUGGCUGUAGCUGUUGGUCAUGCAAAAAUGGCAGAAGAUGAAUUAGUGUACAACAUUCACUUGGCUAUCAAUUUCCUUGUGUCAUUGCUGAAGAAAAACUGGCAAAAUGUACGUGCCUUGUAUAUCAAGAGCACCAUGGGGAAGCCCCAGAGACUUUACUAAUAAUAAAAUACUGAUUACUUGGUUUACAGA